Messenger RNA from Erigeron canadensis, 1751 nucleotides. RefSeq lists its product as uncharacterized. The transcript is spliced from 11 exons. The coding region runs from base 75 to 1472 and encodes 465 amino acids. Lineage: Eukaryota; Viridiplantae; Streptophyta; Magnoliopsida; Asterales; Asteraceae. The record is from RefSeq and is a predicted model, not a curated record.
AACAAAGUAUAAUAUCCAAAACCAAUUUUAUCAAAGGAAUAAAAGUGUGAGAGAAAGAAGAGAUAGACAAGUCCAUGGCGGCGAUGUUAUCUCCGUUUCCAGCCAACUUUAACUCCUCCUCUAAAAUUCUGAUUACAAAUCAUAAUUUAUCAUCAUCUUUAGCAUCAAAUAAAACAGCAGCACUUCCAGUACGACACUCAAUCUCCAUACCUACUACUCACCAUCAACAUCCUUCUUCUUCUUCUUUGUUUGUUCCCGAGGUUGAAAGUGCGGUUGAUUCCUUGUAUCCGGAGUUCAGGUCGGUUGAUAAUCUUGUGGCACGGAAUUCGUCUAGAGUUCUAAAAGCUUUUCAGAAUGCCAGGGUUGGAGCUCAUCAUUUUGGUGGUUGCACUGGCUAUGGCCAUGAAGAAGCUGGAGGCCGAGAAGCACUUGAUCAAGCGUUUGCAGAAAUAUUUGGUGCUGAAUCUGCAAUUGUCCGCUCCCAGUUUUUCUCAGGAACUCAUGCUAUUACAUGUGCUCUUUUUGCUUUCUUAAGGCCCGGCGAUGAGCUUUUGGCAGUUGCUGGUGCUCCUUAUGAUACACUGGAGGAAGUUAUAGGAAUUAGGGAUGGAAAUGGAUUAGGUUCCCUUAAAGAUUUUGGAAUCAGUUAUCGAGAAGUUGCUCUUGCAGAUGAUGGAGGGCUUGAUUGGGGUGCUCUUGAGCUAGCUUUAAAACCUCAGACGAAAUGUGCCCUUAUUCAAAGAUCAUGUGGGUAUUCUUGGCGUAAAAGCUUAAGUGUAACUGAAAUAUCAAGGGCAAUACAGAUGAUCAAGAUACAAAAUCCAAAUUGUUUGGUUAUGGUGGAUAAUUGCUAUGGUGAAUUUACUGAAGCUAUUGAACCUCCAAUGGUGGGUGCUGAUCUUAUUGCAGGGAGUUUAAUUAAAAACCCUGGUGGAACAAUUGCGCCAUGUGGUGGAUAUGUUGCUGGGAAAGAAAAAUGGGUAAAAGCCGCAGCAGCUCGUCUCUCAGCACCAGGUCUUGGCGUUGAUUGCGGGUCAACUCCUGGUGAUAUUAUGAGGACAUUCUUUCAAGGAUUAUACCUCUCACCUCAAAUGGUUGGGGAAGCAAUUAAGGGAGGCUUACUGAUUGCUGAAGUUAUGUCUGCGAAAGGUUACAAGGUCCAGCCACUUCCACGAGUACCCCGUCAUGACAUAGUACAGGCUGUACAACUUGGAAGCCGUGAGAGGCUCCUUGCUUUUUGUGAGGCUGUACAAAGAAGCUCCCCAGUAAGCUCAUACACGAAACCAAUUGCUGGUUCAACACCUGGUUAUGCAUCGGAGGUGAUCUUUGCUGAUGGAACGUUCAUUGAUGGCAGCACCAGUGAGCUCUCGUGUGAUGGGCCGUUAAGGGAGCCAUUCACUGUGUUCUGUCAGGGUGGCACUCACUGGACGCAGUGGGGAUUAGUGCUGGGAGAGGUUUUGAAUUCAUUGUAACAUCUGAUAUAACAAAGUGUAUAAAUACGACAAAGGCUUCAGCUGAGUUUAUUAUUUGAUAGAAGUUAUUAUCUCAACCAUUAUGCUAAAUCAAGUGCAGUUUUGAUUCAUCUAGUUUGUGGGUCAUGAUGUCUCGUUUUUGUAUCAUAAAUAAAUAUGCUCAUUUUCUGUUUGGUACUUUGGUUUGUCUACCAUCUACAGUGUAAUUGCUGUUUGAAAGUCUGCCAUAAAUUUUGUAUCCUUAAUUCUGUAAUAAUAUCUCUCAAUAGUUCUAAGAAA